Molecule: messenger RNA, 3619 nt
Organism: Pelagomonas calceolata
Lineage: Eukaryota; Pelagophyceae; Pelagomonadales; Pelagomonadaceae
Source: the annotation of a GenBank genome assembly
GUCUCGGCGCGCAAGACUACACGCGCCACGAGAGCGGCGAGUGGCUCGAGGGCUCCAUCGCGCUCGGGCGGCGGCGGGCGUUUGCGCUGGAGGCGCCCGGCCACGACCUCUGGCGUAACGACGCUCCUCUAGACCGGUCCCCCGCCACGGACGGCGUGCACUCGGCGGAGCUCUUCGCGAACGAGGCCCGGACCGUCGUCGGCGCCGCCGACGGCGAGCGGCCGCUCUACCUCUACUACGCUGCCCAGACGCCGCACGCGCACUUUGUCGACGGCACGCCGCAGCGCCACGUCGCCGCGGCACGGCGCAUGGGCUUCGACGGCGGCGACGCCCGGUCGGACGUCGCCGCGCUUGUCGCGGCGCUGGACGAGCAGGUCGGCGCCGUUUUUGAAGCGUUCGAGGCGAGAAAAAGGCCCCUCGUCUUCUGGUUUCUGGGCGACAACGGGCCCGAGGCGGGGACUGGGGCCUCGGCGUUCCCGUUCCGAGGCGCCAAGCGCACCGUCUUCGAAGGGGGCAUCCGGACGCCGUCGUUCAUUUAUGCACCGGGCAUCGUGGCGCCAGGCGAAACGAACGCUGUCACGCGCAUCGUCGACGUCGGCCCGACGCUACUGGGUCUCGUCGGGGCGACGGUCCGCGGCCUCGACGGGCGCGACGUGCGGUCGGACUGGGAGCGGCCGUCCAACGAAGACCUUGUGCUGUUCUACGACAAAGCGGCCCGCUGCGGCGCGGCCGUCCGCGGCCAAUACAAGUACGUCCUGAACGGCGGCUGCCUCUACUCGGACGUGCAACACGUCGGCUGGCCCGACGACGACGAGGACGAGGAUCCACCUUGCGUCGGCCCGGGCGUCGAGUGCCUCUUCGAUCUGGACAAAGACCCGACCGAGCGCGUGGACGUCGGAAAUAGCCAUCCCGCCGUCCUCGCCGCGCUCCGCGCGUUGCUCUUCGACGCGGAGAUCGACUCGGCGCCGUCGCGCGUCCUCGAGACGCCCGGUGAUCCGGCGGCUGACCCUCGACUCCACGGCGGGCGAUGGGUGAGCUGGUUGGAUUUGUGAAUUGUCUAUAAGUUUUGUUGGUGUGUAUACAUUGAGUAGAACCACAAAGAAGAGAGAGUUUUGUAGCAGCAUACAUCGAGUAAAAAGAGAGAGGGGGCAAGAGUCCUGAACCUCUAAAACCCGUUUAGUGGAUUUGCAAAUGGAAAAAUUGCACGCACACGUCAAGCCGGCACUGAGGCCGCGAAGUAGCCUGUGACAGCUUUCGGGAACUGCAUUAGCUGUGCGAUACAUAACCCAGCACAAAGGAGCGUCCACAGAAGCUUUGGGUUGCGGUGACGUCAAACCCGGCCAGCGCGCCGAGGGAGCUAUACCGAGACACAAAAAUAAAGCAGCACUAAAAAAAUGCGCUCCCUCACACCCCCCCAACGCACGGCAGCCAAGGACGCCUGCUUCGUGGCCGUGGGCUUCGUCGGCGCCGCCGCGGCCGCCCACGCUAUACGCAGAGCGGCUAGAAAACUCGAGGACUCAAAGCGGCCCGGAACAGCAUUAGCGUUGCGCGCGACGGCCCAGGGCGUGCGCAGCGCCGUCGUCGCGGCCGUCGAGUCGCUCGUGGUGUGGCGCCGCAAGUUCGAGCCGACGCUCGACUGCGCGAGCUGCCUGACGCGCGUCGACGGCGCCGGGCUACGCGCCAUCGCGCAGAGCGCGGCCUGGGGCGGCGCGGCGCAGUUCGGGCUCGACCAGGCCGCCAAGCUGCUCGCGAGACGCGUGCUCGGCGAGCGCUACUCGCGGGCGCGCGUCGUCUUCUCCGUGGGCGUGUCGUUCGCCGUGCGCUACCCCCUCGAGCUCGCGACGCGGGAAUUGGUCAGGGACUGCGGCGCGCAGCGGACGCUCGGCGACGCCAUGGCCCAGGUCGUGACGAAGGCGCCGGGCCGCGGGCUGCUGGCGCUCUACGCGGGGGCGGGCGUCGCGGCGGUGGCGCUGGUCCAGGCGCGCGUGGCGCGGCGGCUCGCGGCGCGCGGCGUGGAGGGCCGGUGCGCGGCGGCGGUCGCGGCGCUGGCGCGGCGGCCGCUCGACGCCGUCGUGGACGCGUGCGUCGAGGGCGCGGCGACGCCGGUCUGGCGCGGCGUCGUCGUGGAUUUGUUGCGCGUGCUGCUGGGCCCGGCGGAUGCUGUGGAUGACCCGGCCGACGACGACGCGUUCCUGCCGCGGGCGCUGCUGGGCGACGCGCACGGUUUGGGGCGCGCGUCGUCGGCGCGCGCCGACGAGAUCCAGCGCAUCUCGUACAUCCCCCUGCGGCCGGGCGUGCGGCCCGAGGCCAUCGUGGAUAAGAUGGAGGCCGUGACGGCGCCGCUGCGGAGCUUCCCGGGCUUGGUGGACCUCCAGGUCCUCGCCGUGUCGAACGCGCGCCUUUUAACCCAUGCGCGCUGGUCGCCUUCCCAAGCGGCCGUCACGACGAAGGGCCGGAGUCAAUAUGUAAGCGGGCCGUCCACACACGCGGCAAAAAGGGCGCUCAUCCUUUUUGUGUUAAAGGACUUCCUGAGCGGCGCGCCGGACACGAUCGUCCAGGGCGGCUUCGCUUUUGAAGUUGUGGGCAAGGCCGUGCCGGCCGGCGACCGCGUCGCGUGCCGCGUGACGGUCUUCUGUCUUAAAGAUAGGCGCGCUCUGGAUGCCAUGCUGGCCAUCUGCCAGAAGAACCACGCCGCGCUCGAGGACUUGGAAGGCUUGCUCGAGAUCCAGGCCUUCGCCGACCGCGACGCGAGCCGCCUCGUGAUGAAGGCGUUAUAUGAUACGAAGAUGAACUUGGAUAGUGCGGCGCUGCAGUUCGGGGCGAUCAUCCUGCCCCCAUCAAAGUCCCUGCACGCCGUCGCGCCCGAGGUGUCCAUCUCGGAACUGGUCUGGAGCAUGGACCCGGACUGCAGGCACGCGCGGCCCGGCCUCAGACGCGCGCCGUCCUUCACCGACUCCUUUGCUUGGGUGAGCGGCUAGCUGGAGCCGCUGUACACCCCUCCCCGUCUCGCCUCGUCUCGUAACCUUGUCAGAAAAUAUCUAGACACACGGUCGAUUUUCAGAUUAAGCCCCAUUUUCCACUGACGCUCUGCAAGGACCCAGCCGCCACGCUAGACGAUAUCCGCGAGAGCGUGGAGACGCUCCGGGAGACGGCAACGAUCAUGCGUCAGGUCUAUGGCUGUGCACACCCGUUCACAGCGGAUAUUGAGCUGUCCCUACAAAACGCGCGAGCCGCGCUCGACGGGCACGCCUACGAGCCGCUCCUCGCGCCGUCGCCGGCGCCUGUGCCGCCGUCGACGGACACGAUUCCGGUGACAGACGGCGAGGCCCUGAAGCGCGGCGAGGUCGUCGAGUUCAAGCUGGCGACGUGGGGCGAGAACUGGACGCCAGCGCUGAGCCCGCCGUUGCGCGCGCGCGUGUCCCGGUCGCAGGGUGGCGAGCUCACGCUCGAGGUCGCCGGCGGCUCGCCGCUCGAGAUCCCCCAGCGCGAGCUGCGCGAGCUCCGGCGCGUCGUCGCCGAUUCGCAAGACUCGGCCGCCCUCGCGGAGCCGGAGGCCCUCGACGACGCCCGCGAAACGCCGUCGCCGCCGUCACGGUGUACCGGGUGUAGCGUGUCGUAA